Messenger RNA from Uloborus diversus, 1594 nucleotides. RefSeq names its product trifunctional enzyme subunit beta, mitochondrial-like (gene Mtpbeta). The record is from RefSeq and is a predicted model, not a curated record. Gene Ontology annotation, molecular function: acyltransferase activity, transferring groups other than amino-acyl groups. Gene Ontology annotation, biological process: fatty acid beta-oxidation. NCBI's taxonomy places the organism in Eukaryota, Metazoa, Arthropoda, Arachnida, Araneae, Uloboridae.
GUAUCAGAUCUCUGUGCAGUAGUAAUGUCUCUCAUCGGGAAGCCAAACCUGCUGGAGGAAUAAAAAAUGUUGUUUUGGUGGAAGGAGUUCGAACACCGUUUCUGGUAUCAGGGACAGAUUACAACAGCAUCAUGGCUCAUGAUUUGCAACGUCAUGCAUACUUAGCACUACUGCGACGAACUGGUAUUCCUAAAGAGUAUAUAGAGUAUAUUGUUGUUGGUACUGUGAUACAAGAAGUCAAAACAAGUAACAUUGCUCGAGAAGCAUCUUUAGGUGCUGGAUUUUCUCUUAAGACACCAGCACAUACUGUUACUCAAGCAUGUAUAUCAGCAAAUCAAGCAAUUACCACAGCCAUUGGUCAACUAAGUUCUGGUCAAAUUGAUGUAGCCCUUGCUGGGGGAGUGGAGUUUCUUUCUGAUGUGCCAAUUCGAUUUAAUCGUUCGAUGCGAAAACUCAUGUUAUCUGCUAACAAAGCCAAAACAGCCAUGCAAAAACUUAACCUCCUUUUAAAAUUUCGCCCUGGGUUUCUAGCACCUGAGUUGCCUGGUGUAGCAGAAUUCUCUACUGGUGAAACUAUGGGCCAUUCAGGCGAUAGAUUAGCUGCUUCAUUCAAUGUUUCACGAAGAGAACAAGAUGAAUAUGCUUUAAGAUCACAUACUCUGGCUGAUAAAGCUGCACGAGAUGGGUUACUUGUUGAUCUUGAACCAAUUACGGUACCAGGCAAAGAUAAACCUAUAGAUAGAGAUAAUGGAGUCAGAGUAUCUUCACUGGAUCAAAUGGCUAAACUGAAGCCAGCUUUUAUUCGUCCCCAUGGAACAGUAACUGCUGCAAAUGCAUCCUUUCUGACAGAUGGUGCUACAGCAUGUUUGCUCAUGACAGAAGAAAAAGCACUUUCUUUAGGUUUAAAGCCGAAAGCUUACUUAAGGCAAUAUGUUUACACAGCACAAGAUCCAAAAGAUCAACUAUUACUCGGUCCAACAUAUUCAACUUCAAAGAUAUUGGAUAAAACAGGAUUAACCAUAAAAGAUAUAGAUGUUUUUGAGUUCCAUGAAGCUUUUGCUGGACAAAUUUUAGCAAAUUUUAAGGCUAUGGAUUCUGAAUGGUUUGCUCAAAAUUACAUCAAUCGACAGAAAAAGGUUGGAGUUCCUCCACUUGAAAAAUUCAAUAACUGGGGAGGAUCGCUGUCAUUGGGUCAUCCUUUUGGUGCCACAGGUGUAAGAUUAGUGACAACAGCUGCUAAUCGUUUAAUUAAAGAAGAUGGCAAGUAUGCUUUAGUUGCAGCAUGUGCUGCUGGUGGACUGGGUCAUGGAAUGAUUGUUGAACGCUAUCCACAGUGACUUACUUCAAAUCAGUUUUAAACUACAUGUAUAUAUUUUUAUAAAACAAUUUUAUAAUUGAAUUGUUAAACAAGUGUGUGUUUGCUUUGCAAUAUAUUAAUUAUUAAAUGUAAAAUAAAUCAUGCAUCAAAAUAUGCUGAAAGUAAUUGAAAUCACAUAGCUAUGUAUUUAUUUAUUGCUUUCUUGAAAUACUGCAAGUGCUGGUAAACACUGAAAUUAUUUUUAUAUUCUGUAUUGUUAAAUAAAAAAAUUCAUUU